This is a messenger RNA of Pyricularia oryzae 70-15, 681 nucleotides long. RefSeq lists its product as uncharacterized. The transcript has a single exon. The record is from RefSeq and is a predicted model, not a curated record. Lineage: Eukaryota; Fungi; Ascomycota; Sordariomycetes; Magnaporthales; Pyriculariaceae. The coding region runs from base 1 to 681 and encodes 226 amino acids.
AUGGACGAGUUCCCUUUCUACGGCACAACCUCGGACGGUCGCGACCGCGUAGGCGACUGGAGCAUGUUCCUGGUCCCAGAGCACGAGCGACAGAUUGCCCACCGCGAAAAGCUGCGGAUCCCAGACCAGCAGGACUUUGAGCGCCGGUUCCAGCAAGAUAACCAGCGCAUCACGUACGGACACGUCGACUACAAGGGCUACUUCAUCUCGGUGGAGCGGACCGUCCGCGACCCCGCGGCCAAGACGAUGCCGACUGGCAAGUACGACCUCAUCGUCGAGCGUCGGACCGAGGACGGCAUCAUCGGCAAGAAGGUGUCGAUCUGCGCCAUGGUCGACCUCUGGGCGGCCGCCGGCGUGCCCAUGUGGCACAUCAACCAGCUGAUGCGCGGCGAGGCGGUCACCGACUUUGGUGAGCCGACGAACCGUGCUCCCUUUGGACCGCCCCCGACCCAAGAUGCUCCCCAGGGCGAGGCCUCUAAGAAGAGGCCCAUGACAAACUUGGCCGAGCUCGGUCGGCCGAUCAUGAUUCGGUCCCUGCUUCUUCGAGCCAGGGCGAACAGAGCCAACUCCAACAAGCCUUCGACGAUCCCGCCCAAGGAGGAUGUGGAAACGCUCAUCUCGACUUUUAUCCCUGAUGGAGGCCCGAUGGCGCGACGUGUAACCAGAAGACGCUCAAACUGA